UUGAUUAUUUUGCUAAGAUUUUCUUUCAAGAUGUCUCGCUCAAAGGUCCAUCCGUCUAUAACAGCCAUCAACCCAAAAGAACUUCGAGAAGUCCAGAAAAUACACGAACUUGGGCAGAAAUAUUGGCCCAAGAUCGACAUUCGUCGCUUUGAGGCAGAAGAAAGUAAAACUGACGUCCAGCUAGGUAGAUACUACUUCCGACAUCCCUGGGCAAGAAUCUGCGUAUCGUAUUUGGUAGUGUUCUGCAACUUCUUGAUCUUUGCAGAGGAUCCGGUUUCUCACAGCUAYACAGAAUGUACCAUUAACUAUAUUGGGGAUGUGUAUUCUCUGAUGUUCAUUCGAUGGCCAAAAGGCUCCUUUAUUCUGGUGAAGCUCGGUACAUGGCUGUUCGCUGUAGGUUUGGGUCUACUAGUUGGAAAGUACCUCAUUCACAAGUAUCUCUUCUGCUACAAGUUCAAACUUAAGAUUUUUACCGAAGACGGACAAGGUUCCUGGAUGGUCAUGUUUCUCUCUUGUUUCUUUUUCUUGUAUAUCUUUACUUUCGUGUAUAAUGGUUUUCUGAUGCUAGAAGGUAAAUACAUGGAUAAACUACACGCACGACCUCAGAUGGAUAUUGAGAGCCAAACGUUCAUGAAGAUGUGUGCGUUUAGUGUGUGGCUGGGUGAUUUCAUCACCGCGUGGAUGGUAACGGAUAUGAUGUUACAGGGUCUCAAAUAUCCAGACUGGGCCAAAGGGUUAAGAAAUUUCUGGAAGAAAGGUCUCAACAGAGUCUAUGCCUUCUGGGCCCUUGCUGUAAUCAUGACGAUAGUAGUAGCRACAGCCAUCGGUACAGAUUACCUCAACUGGGAUAAGAUCAGCAGGGAUUUCAUGCCAACCAAUGAGCUAUCGAGGUCGUUUUUAUCUUCGUUUAUAAUUGUAAUGGAUUUGCUGAUUGGCUACAUAUAUACCAUCUCAGAUAAGCAAUUUUUAAGGUGGGCUAAUGACAGUAUUCGUACGUACGACUGGCGAUGGUCACAUAUCAAUCCAAAGACGAACCGCACCUAUGGCUCAGACGACAUAAAAAUGAACUCAAAAUACAAAGGCUACUCGUUGGGACUGAAAGGCUUAGCUUUCGUGCCCAGUCUCCUUUGCUUCUGUUUGUUUGGCUACCUUUUAUGGCUGUUUAGCAAGGAGGAGAAUGGUGACGAGGCACUUAUAAGGAGAUAUCGUUGUGAUGUCAGAAGGGAAAGGCAACGUAAAAGAGUUAGAAGAAAGAGACGGAGAGCUGAGAGGUUGAAAAGAAAAUCAGAAAACUCUGACAAUAUGCAAAACACUACCGUYGUCAACCUCGCUGUCAACCAAUCAGAUAGGCAGAAAGAAAAGACUGACAUGUURGACGCGGCGUUCUUUCUAGACGACGCCGAAGAMGAAGAACAGAAAGAAGACGAAAACACAGCCGAAGCCCAACCAAUCAAACCAAAGAAAGACUUCAAGUACUAUUUACGUCAUCCCUAUUUUCGGCUGUUUACGUCAUACUUUGUGGUGUUUUGUAACUUUCUKAUAUUUGCYGAGGACCCAGUCUCUCACAGUUGYUCGGACUGCAUCGUAGAUAUCAUUGGUAACAUUUAUUCGUUUAUUGGCGCGAGAUAUCCUCCACAUCUUGGCUACUGUGUUCUCAAAGUUUUCAUGUUCGUUCUCUCCGUUAUCAGUGGGAUUAUUGUUGGGAAAUUCUUCUUUCAUCGAUGGCUUUUCUGCCGAGUAUGGAAAAUCAAGAUUUUCUCAGAAGAUGGUCAGGGUUCGUGGAUGGUGAUGCUCAUGACAACAAUGUUGUUCGCAUGGGUCUGGGGAUUUUGCUAUAAUGAAUUCCUUGUCCUUGGAAAUCCAGAAUACAUUCCAUAUAAAGUCAGCAAGAACAUGGGAAUUAAGAAUGAAACCUUCAUGAAGGUUGCUGCAAUGUGCACGUGGUUUGGGGAUUUCAUCACCGCAUGGAUGGUUACUGACAUGAUGCUGCAGGACUGGGAAUUYCCCUCAUUCGCAGGCGGUACCAACAUCAAACUACCUGGUGUGAACACAGGAGACGUAAGGUUUAAUCUUCCAGGUGGUGAAGUUAACAUUUCAGGCAAGUGGUUCAACUAUGGGAUUAUCUUCAUUGUGAUGAUCCUGGACCUCAACAUGUGGAAGAACCAAAUAUUUUACGAGCCCUUUGCUUACGGGCAAUACACGGACAGUGAAGAUCACAUAUACACAGUAUGUAAUCGUACCUGGCUUAGGAAUGCAACGAGAGAAAUGCUUACGUACGAAUGGAGGUGGAACAACACCAACCCAUGGACAAAUGAAACCUAUGGCUUAGAGGACCAGAGAACGAACUCCAAGUAUAUAGGGUACCCCCUCAGUGUUAAGGGAAUCGCGUUCGGACCCUCCAUUGCAGCAUUUGUCCUCUUUGGGUUUUUGGCGAAGAAGUUUUCAAAAGAUGACGAGGAAGAAAGGAAUCGMCAGAAGAAGCCUUUUGUUGCCGUACAAGAAGAAGACGAGGACGAUUGGUACGUUGAAGAUGAAGUAGACGCGAAAGAGGGCUAUAAUAGGACACAUAGACGCUCAGAGGACCAAAGACUAGCGGAUCAAUUAGACAUGGAUGAAGCUGGUAUGGAAUUAAAGCCGUUUAGACGAGCAGGGAGAGACCAUAGCAUAACAGACGAYAAAAGAGAACAGAUAGAGAAYGUACCAGAAGGCAGCGACGAAGAUAAUGACGACGAUGSCAAGUUGUCGAUCGCUCAAAUUGCGCGUUUCAAGGUGUAUGGAAGAGCCAUGACCCAAAAAAGGAAAAUUACAGAAACCAUUGCAGCAAAUUCUCUUAUCAGUCUCAACGAUUCAGAAAACGAUUUUGGCACUCCCACAAAACAAAUCAGCAAAUCAAAAACAAGUUUAACAAGUGGUCAACAAGGUAGCAAAGCGUCAUUGUCUUCUUCUGACCACCCCUACGCCGCCAGAAACGACGCAAACAGCAUGGGCUCCAAUGACUCUGGAGAAGAAAGCGAUGCACCGAAAGAGCUGUCUUUUGCAAACCUUCAAACUGACGAAGAGAGACGUCCCAGCAGGGGAAAAGAGAACUGGGAAAAACUGAGAGACAAAACGGCGAUGUCGUUUGGGGAUUUGUUCCGCGCCUCCAACGCUGAAGGGUCUCAARGUUCGUUACAAUCCGUGCAAAAUGAAGAUGAAGGAGAUCCCCCUCGUGGMAGGGGUUUAUCGACCACAAACUUACUGCAAGUUCCAGACGUGCGUGGCAAGUCGCACAAGAGAUAAGCACCUGGUUUGCCUGGUUUCRAAGGUUUUGGAACAUUUCGAUUGCUACUUUAAGAGUACUUCACGAAAUGAGAAUUGGAAGCUAAAUGUGUAAACGAAUUCUUGUUAAAUCAUGUGAUGCAAUAGACCUCUGAAGCUUUAUUUAGGAUUUUUUUAAAAUGAAGAAGAGGAAACAAUAGAUUUAAGAAUUUUUCACGGUCAAAUGAAGCGACUCUGUCGACAGUAUAAAAUAGUCUUCUUGACGGUUCCCUGCUCCAUCUUGAAAGGUAGCCGUGCCUUUACAUCGAGGCGAGACGAACGUUGAGCGUGCAAUGAUAUAUAGAAACGUUCUUUCAUACCUACAGACAAUUAUUCACAGGUAUCUAUAAUUGCACGGUCAACGGUUGCCUCGCUUCGAUUAAAGGCAAAGCUACCUUUCAAGAUGGCGCAGGGAACCGUGAAGGAGACUACACUGGAAAAAAUCGCGCGCGUUAA
Exaiptasia diaphana is the source of this 3753-nucleotide messenger RNA. RefSeq lists its product as uncharacterized. The record is from RefSeq and is a predicted model, not a curated record. Gene Ontology annotation, biological process: intrinsic apoptotic signaling pathway in response to endoplasmic reticulum stress. The coding region runs from base 31 to 3279 and encodes 1082 amino acids. Lineage: Eukaryota; Metazoa; Cnidaria; Anthozoa; Actiniaria; Aiptasiidae. The transcript is spliced from 11 exons.